AUGACUGAUCAAAAACAACCACAAGAAAAUACAAAGAAUGAACAACAACAACCAACACAAGAAGAGGUAGCUGCUGCUACUACUACUACCGCUGCUUCUUCUGUCGUCGACGAUGGAGUAGUUAGAAUGGGAGAGAUUGUCAGUGGAGAUGAAGAUAUUCAAAUAGAAAGAGAUGUUGCCAAAUGGAUGAAGGAUAUGUUAAAUAGAGAAGUCAAGAAAUUAAAAGAUCAAGGUGCUAGAUGUACACAAUUGACUGUCAAGAAUACAGGUAUUCUCAUACAAGAAGAAAAUAAGAUUCUCAAUAGAGUAGAAGUAGAUACAGCAUUUGAUUUCGAUGAAGUCAUCUCUAUACUCAUUUCAGAUUCAACUGAAUGUCCAGUUAAAAAAGGUUAUAGUUAUAUCAAUGUUAUUUUAAUUACCAAAAAGCCAACACCAAUGAUUUUACCAUACAUUUAUUUAAAGAGUGAUGUCAACAAAUUAACAGACUGGGUAUUCAUCAAUAACCAAUUUGGAAGAAGUCAACAUAAAAUUGAAGAAUACUCUGAAGUUAAGGCAGAAACAACAACAACCAUACCCAACUGGUUUAAUUAUUUAAUCAUGUUAAAAUAUCUAUUAUCAAUCAUUGUUUUUAUUAUUAUUAUUUCUUCUCUUGUUGUAUCGACAACGUCAUUUAAAUUGGAUGCACAGUAUUAUGUAGUUAGACCAGACCUUAGAUUAUGUUCCAAACCAAUGUGUGGUGGAUUCAUCUUGCAGAGAUUGAAUGGCGAACCAGGUGAAAGAGGUAUCUAUGUUGCUGAACUACUCUUUGACACUCCCACCACUAGACCCCGAGUCAAUCCAUCGACCGUCACUCAACUCAUCCAAGACGACCCCCUCUCUGUCAUUGUAAGGGGAUUCUUCCAAAAGAAUCAACACAACAAUUUGUACAACGACUUGUUUGUCCUCAAUUAUUACAAGUCUCUCCCUCCACCCGACUCAACCUACUCUCAGUUCGCCGUUGACCAAGCCACUCAUUCACGUUACUUUAGAGUGAAUCCAUGUAAGCAGCAGGAAGGUAGCGUUGGCAGUGACGAAGAAGAUCCAAUUACAACCUGUACAUUUACAGAGGUACAUUACAACACUGCACACGAAAACAUUGUCUACAAGGAUCCAUUCAACCAAGGUUUCGCACUCUUUGACCACAAGUGGUACAAAUCGAGACUCAACGACGUCAAGGAUAUCCAUACUAGCACCAUCAUUGAAGCACUCCAAGACGGUACCAAUAUCACCAUUCUCCGUAGUUUUGUUCAUCUUCCAGAUCCAAGAGAGGAGUGUCCAGCUCUCACAAGAACCAAGUGUGAGUCUGGAGAGGUGUCUACCUACACUCGUGAUGAAAAUAGAUGCUAUGUAUUCAACAAGUGUACUCGUCAAGGUCCAUGUCCACUCUAUGUCCCUCAUUGUCCUCGUAGAUAUGUUACAGUCUCUUUUGCAUCUACUCCCAAUGCUUGUCCAGCUUGGAUUUGUGAUGCUGAAUUUCUUGAUGAUACCAAUCCUUUCAAACCAUUUCCACUUAGAUAG
This is a messenger RNA of Cavenderia fasciculata, 1557 nucleotides long. RefSeq lists its product as uncharacterized. The transcript is spliced from 5 exons. The record is from RefSeq and is a predicted model, not a curated record. NCBI's taxonomy places the organism in Eukaryota, Evosea, Eumycetozoa, Acytosteliales, Cavenderiaceae. Bases 1 to 1557 code for a protein of 518 amino acids.